AUGUUCAUUGUCUCUACUGCAAAUUCCUCUAAGGAUUCUUCGUUGAUGCAAGCUAUCGGAAAGGUUCUUAGCCUACGCCGUUCGUUAACUAAGCUUGCCGUGACUAAGGGUCUAAUCGAUUAUUAUCAACCAGGCAUGAUAUUCCAACAAGAUAAUGCCAAUAUUCAUACAGCACAGGGCACUCAACAAUGGUUUGAAACACAUGGAGUCGAGGUUAUGGAAUGGCCUCCACAUUCGCCAGAUAUGGCCCCAAUUGAGCCUAUAUAG
Penicillium verhagenii is the source of this 267-nucleotide messenger RNA. RefSeq lists its product as uncharacterized. NCBI's taxonomy places the organism in Eukaryota, Fungi, Ascomycota, Eurotiomycetes, Eurotiales, Aspergillaceae. Gene Ontology annotation, molecular function: nucleic acid binding. The record is from RefSeq and is a predicted model, not a curated record. The transcript has 2 exons. Bases 1 to 267 code for a protein of 88 amino acids.